ACUCAGAGGAAGUAAUACUUUCAAUGAAUGACUUCCUUCCUAGUUCUGCUUCACACUGUCCGGUGAAUUACACUCUGAACAAGCAGAAGACAGAACACCCCAUGUUGUCGGUGAAACCGAACAAUGGGGAAGUUAUUUCUCCAAAGAGUUCCUUCUGCAUGCACAGGCCGGACGAGAAACAUUUAUCAGUCGUUAUGGAGUUUGCCCCACCGUGCAUGCAUUACUACCACCAUCAACACCAUAACCCUGACACAGGCGUGCGGAUUCACGUACAACUUGAUCUCCGAGCUAUUGGAACAAGUAUGUUUCCCAGAGCAGCUGCAGCAGAAUCACCUGAGCCUGGUGUUAGUGCUGCCCGAGCUCGAAGACACACGGCGUAAUCGCAGUCCAAACUUCCCGCAAGGAAUGUACAUUGUGAAUAUUCCCGAGGAACAAGCUGUUGGAUAUAUCGUCAUGACCAUCACAGCCUCAGAUUCCGAUAGUGGGGAUGCAGGGCGAAUUACCUACUCAAUGAUUGCUGAGCGUGAUGCUAGAAGUCAGAACAUGUUCAGUAUCGACCCAGAAAGUGGAAUCAUCACGACGACCCAACGGCUUGACAGAGAAAGCAUCGAAGAGCACUACUUUCAGAUCACUGCCACUGACCAUGGAUCACCACAGCGGAGUACAGACGCCUUCCUGCAAAUAAUGGUGGAUGAUUUGAAUGAUCAUAGGCCGGAGUUUGAACUGACCGAGUACCACAUUGAGAUUGAGGAAAAUGAGCCUGCUGGCACAACCUUGCAUGAGUUACAUGCAAGUGAUGGUGAUUCUGGAUCUAAUGCAGAGGUUCGUUACAGUAUCAUCAACCCAGAACCUCCUAAUGAUGCAUUUAACAUCAACAGCCGGACAGGAAUCAUUACCACCCGUGCAAGGCUGGACCGUGAGGUCGUUGCCAAUUAUGAACUGAUAGUCCUUGCUCAGGAUCUUGGUACAAAUCCCGGUGCUCUGAAUACAACCGCCCGAGUCUUGGUAACUGUCUUAGAUGAGAACGACAACUACCCACAGUUUUCAAGGCGUACGUUUGAAGUCAACAUUCCUGAAGAUUCCCCACGAAAUGUCAUCAUUCACACGAUAACAGCCACUGACAGAGAUGAGGGAUCAAAUGCUGAGAUACGUUAUAGCAUGGUUGGUGGUCAGGGUCAUUUUGUUAUUGAUGCAUAUAACGGACAAAUUAUGCUGACUUCAGAAUUAGAUUACGAAAAUACACAAUCCUAUCAGUUGGUUGUGCGUGCACAGGACAGUGGGCGCUCGGCACGCUCCAACUCUACACGUGUCAUAGUCAAUGUGCAAGACGUCAAUGACAACUCGCCACGCUUCCCUACUACCCUGUAUCAAACAUCGGUACGAGAAGAUGUUCGCGUUGAUACAUCUGUUAUCACAUUGAAUGCGUUUGAUGGCGACUCUGGUGAGUUCGCUCGCAUCACCUACAGCAUUCAGGAUUCUGAUGCUGCACUUCCAUUCACUAUCAAUCCAGAAAGUGGACAGAUAACAACUUCCAUGCUGCUGGACAGAGAAACAUCUGACUUGUUUGAGUUUACCGUUGUGGCAAGUGAUCAAGGUGACCCACCCCGAACAGCGACAACUGAAGUGUCUGUGCGAAUUACUGAUGUUAAUGACAAUGCGCCAGUUUUUACACAGAAUGAGUACUUUGGUCGCGUAGAUGAGGAUGCUUCUCCAGGACUGACUGUGGUGACUGUCUCUGCCGAUGAUCCUGAUGUAGGAAAUAGUGUUUCCUACCAGAUCACGGCAGGCAACAGUAGAAACCGCUUCAGCAUCAUCAGCCAGAACAAUCGAGGAAUGAUUUCAGUUGCUUUGCCCUUAGACUACAAGCAGGAGCCACGCUUUGUGCUGACGGUAACGGCGUCUGACAAUGAACAAUCAAGCAUGUGUCUGGUGUACAUCAAUGUCACAGACGCCAACACCUACAGGCCUGUGUUUGACCAGUCACCAUACAGAGCCGAGGUGGCUGAAAAUGUCGCUGUCGGAUAUGUCGUUGUCCAAGUUCAUGCAACGGAUGGUGAUGUUGGCGAGAAUGCCCGCAUCACAUACUCCAUGGAUAGCAUACCAAACUUUGAAAUUGACCCUAACAGCGGUGAGAUCAAAACCAGGGCUGCACUGGACCGCGAGACUACGUCAAGUUACACUAUUCAUGUGACGGCGACUGAUCAUGGAGUAGAACCACAGAUAGACACAACAGAAGUGGAAAUCUUCUUGACGGAUAUCAAUGACAACCCGCCAAUCUUCACAGAGAAUGCAUACUCCGCUGAGAUCAGUGAGAGUGCGAGUCCUCAAUCCAUGGUCAUACAGAUUGAAGCAGAAGAUGCUGAUGAAGGUACCAACAGCCAGAUUUCCUACACAUUCAACAAUGGCAAUGAUGGUAACGGCGCCUUCGUCAUUGACGAAACCUCUGGCAUCAUCCGUACUGCCCUCCGUCUUGACCGCGAGGCCAAAGCCGAAUAUAACCUGGUCGCAUUUGCCGUUGACGGUGGCCGUCCCACCCACCGCGAAUCCGUGGCAAUCACCGUCCGGCUACGGGACGAGAACGACAACCCGCCAGAGUUUCCCCGAGACGAAAUGGACGUGUACAUCGAGGAGAACCGCAACCCGGGCGAACUGGUCUCCACCAUCGUCGCCAACGACCCGGACGAGGGCUACAAUGCUUUGAUCCACUACUCCCUGAUCGAAGGCGACCUGGACUUCUUUGAGAUUGACAGCCGGUCCGGGGAACUGACCACCCUAAUUGAGCUGGACUAUGAAGCCAGGAGUGAGUACAGCGUCACCGUCAAGGCGACCUCCACUCCCUUCUUCAACGUGGCCACAGUCAACAUCCACGUCCUGGACCAGAACGACAACAGUCCCAUCCUAGAAGACUUUGACAUCUACUUCAACAACUACGAAGGCUUCUUCCCCGAUGGUGACAUUGGACAGGUUCCUGCUCAUGAUCCUGAUGUGUCGGACACGCUCCAGUAUGUCAUCAUCAGAGGCAAUGCCAACAACCACCUAAUCCUGAAUGGUACCACAGGAGGUAUCAGACUGAAUUCCAGGUUGAAGGGUACUGACAUCCCGCAGACAAUUGAGAUGGGAAUACAGGUCUCAGGUGAGUUCUUUGAAAUCAUGAUUUAAAAACAAACAACACUU
This is a messenger RNA of Patiria miniata (bat star), 3174 nucleotides long. RefSeq names its product cadherin EGF LAG seven-pass G-type receptor 2-like. Gene Ontology annotation, biological process: homophilic cell-cell adhesion. Gene Ontology annotation, molecular function: calcium ion binding. The record is from RefSeq and is a predicted model, not a curated record. Gene Ontology annotation, cellular component: cell-cell junction; plasma membrane. NCBI's taxonomy places the organism in Eukaryota, Metazoa, Echinodermata, Asteroidea, Valvatida, Asterinidae.